Budorcas taxicolor (takin) is the source of this 1242-nucleotide messenger RNA. RefSeq names its product mitochondrial ribosomal protein L9 (gene MRPL9). Lineage: Eukaryota; Metazoa; Chordata; Mammalia; Artiodactyla; Bovidae. The coding region runs from base 41 to 844 and encodes 267 amino acids. Gene Ontology annotation, biological process: translation. The record is from RefSeq and is a predicted model, not a curated record. Gene Ontology annotation, cellular component: ribosome; mitochondrion. The transcript has 7 exons. Gene Ontology annotation, molecular function: structural constituent of ribosome.
GCCGCCUGCGCCUUGCGGACCUUCCUCUGCGCCCGAGAACAUGGCGGCAGCCGGUUUCGCGGCCCCGCGGGCAAUUCAGCUGCGGGUGUUCACUGAGCGGCUGCUGCGAGGAGGGGUCCGGGAGCUCCUCCGGCCGCGACUUUCAGGGAGCACCCCCGGCUCGGAGCGCGACUUCAGCCUGUCCCACAGUCGGGGCACGGUCAUUGUAGAGCGCUGGUGGAAGGUGCCGCUAGCGGGAGAAGGCCGGAAACCGCGCCUGCACCGGCGACACCGCGUCUACAAGCUCGUGGAAGAUACGAAACACCGGCCCAAAGACAACCUGGAGCUCAUCCUCACCCAGUCGGUGGACGAACUUGGAGUCCGAGGUGACCUGGUCUCAGUGAAAAAAUCUGUGGGCCGUAAUCGACUACUUCCUGAAGGACUGGCUGUGUACGCAUCUCCUGAAAACAAGAAGCUGUUUGAAGAGGAGAAAUUGCUGAGACAAGAAGGAAAACUAGACAAGAUCCAGACCAAGGCAGGUGAGGCGACAGUGAAAUUUCUGAAGAGUUGCCACCUGGAGGUAGGAAUGAAGAACAAUGUCAAAUGGGAGCUAAACCCUGAAAUAGUUGCCCGCCACUUUCUCAGAAAUCUUGGCGUUGUGGUUGCCCCACAUGCAUUAAAGUUGCCCGAAGAGCCCAUCACCCAGAGGGGUGAGUACUGGUGCGAGGUGACGGUAAAUGGACUUGACACUGUGAGGGUACCUAUGUCCGUGGUGAACUUUGAGAGGCCCAAAACCAAAAGAUACAAGUAUUGGUUGGCCCAGCAAGCUGCCAAGGGAGUGGCCUCCACCAGCGUCCAGAUCUGAACCUGUUCUCCCUCGAAAGCAGCGAAGCAGAAUCAGAGGAACGGUGGAGCAAAGAUGGAGCAGCACUGUGAUGCCGCUCCUAGCUCUAACCAAACACGGAAUCUUAGAGAGCGAAUGGAGGCCGCAACAGCAGACCGGACUGCACCGAUGUGUUCAGUCGUCCAUAUUUGCCAUCUUCAACAGUUACCACGUUUGGCCUUAUUGGGGAGGCCUGCUCCAGAAGUACAGGCUGUGGAUUUGAUAAGCUAAAUAUUAAUAGACCAAAACAGUCUAGAUCCUAUUUAGCCUCUUCCUUCAUUGGAAUUCACUGGAAUAAAUGGUAGAGCUAGCUAGCUUAUUCUCAUCAUCCAAACUGAACAUUGUAUCUCAGAAAAAAUAAAAAGGUUGUGUUGUUUUUA